Hevea brasiliensis (rubber tree) is the source of this 953-nucleotide messenger RNA. RefSeq lists its product as uncharacterized. Bases 164 to 652 code for a protein of 162 amino acids. The record is from RefSeq and is a predicted model, not a curated record. The transcript is spliced from 2 exons. NCBI's taxonomy places the organism in Eukaryota, Viridiplantae, Streptophyta, Magnoliopsida, Malpighiales, Euphorbiaceae.
UCCGAUCUGUGCCGAAUAUGAAACGCCGCUCACGCGGUCAUCUUAUCUAAGGUUAGGUUAAGCUCUCCAGUCUCAACGGAUAUUUGCUUCGUUCGCAAACUUUUAACUUUAAACCACCGAUAAAAGAGUUAUACUCAAAGCAGUCAUAGCCAGAGCCAAAGAAAUGGUUCGUAAACGUUUUCAAGAAGCUAAAACAGGCUUUGAAUAUCUUAAAACGGUGAAUUACGACAAGUACCUUAGGAAAGUAGGAUUGGGAAAAGAAGACUGGUACUUUUGGAAGCAAGUGGGCAAGGCUUUGCUCUGCACCUACACACUAUUUGGGGUUGCGUGGCUCUACAACGAAACAUCGCCGCUUGGUUGGUGGACGCUAAAGCCAAAGCCAAAGGAGGAGCGAGAGCUAGCUCACUUGUAUGAGAGGCGAGAGUUCCCAUAUCCAGGCGACACAGAAGCCAUGGAAGAGUUCAUUGCCAAGGGGGGAAUGAUCGGCACGACAAUUGGACCCAAAGGGAUUGUGGAAACGGAUAAAGAUGCGUAUAAUUAUCAGAAAGAGUUGCAGAACAAGAAGUUUGAGCAAGAGGCGCAGAAGCUGUGGCUGAGGAUGAGGAAUGAAGUCAUACAAGAGCUUCAAGACAAAGGGUAUGAUGUUGAGUGAGAAAGCCAUUAAGGACAAUCAUGGUAUGGGAGUUAAAGUGUUUGAUGGAAGCUUUUCGGUUGUGGGUUUGUGCUUGUGUACAUUUGAAUGCCUGAUGAAUGUUUGUGUUGAUGACAAGACUGAAUUGUGCACUCCUGUCUGGCAUGAUUUCCCCAAUAUGAUGUUUCAAAUGGAAAAGAGAGACAAUUGUGUUAAAGCAUUAGUAUUAGCAUGCAUGGUUUGAUGAUUAACUGUAACAGCAGAGUCCCUGUUAGCAACUGUGAUGCAUCAUGUAUGAAUAAUGGGUAGUCAUUAGAUUUUU